Messenger RNA from Sarcophilus harrisii (Tasmanian devil), 1114 nucleotides. RefSeq names its product protein FAM228B-like. The record is from RefSeq and is a predicted model, not a curated record. Bases 153 to 1013 code for a protein of 286 amino acids. Lineage: Eukaryota; Metazoa; Chordata; Mammalia; Dasyuromorphia; Dasyuridae. The transcript is spliced from 9 exons.
CCCGUCGUCAAAGGCGCCACAAAGCCCGCCCACGGUCCCCAUGGAAACAGCGGGGGACGCCAACCUCGCGGAGGACCGGGGCGGGACGACGGCGGGGGCUGCCUACCUGGGACCAUCGCCUAGUCGCAGGGUCCCUGCUCUUGGUGGCCGCCAUGAAUCAGGAAGUGAACCUUGAGGAUACUCCUACGCAAAGAAGCUCCAGAGAGUGCACUGAGACUCAGGAGGUGUCCUUUGUGGAGACUUUGGCCAAGGAGGACAUUGAUGCUGCUGUGGAGAUCAUCCUGUGCCGAGAAAGCUACAUCAUAGAGGAAAUAAACAAGUAUCUGCAGCGCCAGGAUUUUUUAAAUUCAAGGAGGAAGGAGCUGCUGCACAAGAGAUGGACUGAGAACGUGGCCUUUCCUCUUCAGCAGAAAAUCAUUGACAAAGUCGGUUCCCCCAAGGAGAUCGAAAAGAGGAAGUGCCUGGAGCUGGACGGUUACUUGCGGUUCAGGGACGCCACGGUUAUGAUCCCUCUGUUCCGCGACCCCCUGUUACAAGCCCAGCAAGACAGAGAUGAGGAGAACCGAGCGAUUCUUCAGUGCGAGACAGGGAAAAUGUACACCAUGAAGGAGUUUAAGGAGCUGGAGAAAGCCGAGCAGCUGGCCAAGCUGCCGCAGUCUUCCCUGGCCCGUCAGAACGUGGGCCCCCACGAGUGGCUGAGAGUCCCUUUUGGGUACAUGGAAAGUGAAUUUCGCCAAAAGUCCAGGUUAAAGGUGAAAGUGGAUCGGAACCAGCUCAGCUCGGACUUGGUUUUCUAUCCUUCCCAAGCCAGGGGAGAAGCAGCCAAGAUCUCCCAGGCAGACCCUCCCCAGAUGGCCAGCAGCACUUGGACCUCUCUCUCCGGACAGUUUCCUGAGGAGGAGCCAGGCGUGGUCCAGAGCACUGGCCAGUCGGAGCCUGCAUCCAGAGUGAAGGAAGGAAUCGCAGCAACUGACCUGCCAGAACUGGCUGAGAAAGACGGCCAGAGCUUCUGAAGGCGGCCGGCCUGCACGGGGCAGCGGGGCCAUGCUGGGCGACGUCCGGGGCCGACGUGCGGGCCCUUCUAAGGACUGCAAUAAAUGAUUGUUUCCCUCUG